GUGGGAAGAAUGUCCCUUACAUUGGGGGGUCGGUGGGAAGAAGAAUGUCCCUUACAUUGGGGGGUCGGUGGGAAGAAUGUCCCUUACAUUGGGGGUCGGUGGGAAGAAUGUCCCUUACAUUGGGGAUCAGUGGGAAGAACGUCCCUUACAUUGGUGGUCAGUGGGAAGAAAGUCCCUUACAUUGGGGGGGUCAGAGGGAAGAAUGUCCCUUACAUUGGGGGUCGGUGGGAAGAAUGUCCCUUACAUUGGGGGGUCGGUGGGAAGAAUGUCCCUUACAUUGGGGGUCGGUGGGAAGACUGUCCCUUACAUUGGGGUCGGUGGGAAGAAUGUCCCUUACAUUGGGGGUCGGUGGGAAGACUGUCCCUUACAUUGGGGGGUCAGUGGGAAGACUGUCCCUUACAUUGGGGGGUCAGUGGGAAGAAUGUCCCUUACAUUGGGGGUCAGUGGGAAGAAUGUCCCUUACAUUGGGGGUCAGUGGGAAGAAUGUCCCUUACAUUGGGGGGUCAGUGGGAAGAAUGUCCCUUACAUUGG
This is a messenger RNA of Staurois parvus, 531 nucleotides long. The record is from the annotation of a GenBank genome assembly. NCBI's taxonomy places the organism in Eukaryota, Metazoa, Chordata, Amphibia, Anura, Ranidae.